Sitophilus oryzae (rice weevil) is the source of this 1015-nucleotide messenger RNA. RefSeq names its product probable elongation factor 1-delta. Gene Ontology annotation, cellular component: eukaryotic translation elongation factor 1 complex; cytosol. The record is from RefSeq and is a predicted model, not a curated record. Gene Ontology annotation, biological process: translational elongation. Gene Ontology annotation, molecular function: guanyl-nucleotide exchange factor activity; translation elongation factor activity. Bases 188 to 967 code for a protein of 259 amino acids. The transcript is spliced from 7 exons. NCBI's taxonomy places the organism in Eukaryota, Metazoa, Arthropoda, Insecta, Coleoptera, Curculionidae.
CGGUUGGCAAUCGUGAAAACAAAAGACGACACAUGGCGUCCUUUUCUCUGGUUACGUGUCACAUGUGCGUCUUUUUUUGAAUUCAAAGUUCUUGGCCAAAUAUAUUUCUAAAAAAAGACUAAAAGUUAACAGUAUAGCUUUUCAACUACAAACUAAACCAUAACCGGUAUUUUUUAGGAACUACAAAAUGAAGAAUCUUGCUUCAGGAGAUAUUUGGAUUUCUAAAAAGAUCUACGACGAUGCAGAAACUGCCUACUAUGAAAAUGCUGCCAAGGCAGCUCUAACUCCUUUGGCUGGGGAAGUGGCCAAAGCACGACAGAAGUUGAUUGAGAGUAGAGAUACAUUUUCUAGUGAUGUAGCCAACAUUCUAUCAGUUGAUGUUGGAGCAAUCAAAUUCAUCGAAAAGAAAGUUGUUGCAUUAGAAAAAGUUUUUAGUGAGGUCUUAGACAAAGUGAAAUUGCUCGAGAGUCGAUUAACUGUUUUGGAGAAAGCCAAUGCAUCUGUUCACUCGGUCCAUGAAAUAAAUGUUCAAAAAGCUCCACAGAUUGAAGAGACUGCUUCUAAGCCUGCAGAUGAAGAUGAUGAUGAUAUUGAUUUGUUUGCUUCUGAUUCAGACGAAGAGUCUGCUGAGGCUGCCAAAAUUCGAGAGGAAAGACUUGCUGCUUAUGCUGCCAAAAAAUCGAAGAAACCAGCCCUCAUUGCUAAAUCAAAUAUUAUACUUGAUGUGAAGCCUUGGGAUGAUGAAACUGACAUGAAAGUCAUGGAGGAAAAUGUCAGAAAAAUUCAGACUGAUGGUUUGUUAUGGGGUGCUGCAAAAUUGGCACCUUUAGCUUUUGGAAUUCAUAAGCUUCAAAUAUCUUGUGUAGUUGAAGAUGACAAGGUUUCUAUAGAUUGGUUAACUGAACAAAUUGAAGCACUCGAGGAUUUUGUUCAAAGUGUCGAUAUAGCUGCUUUCAAUAAAAUUUAAACUAAUUUAAUUAAUUGUUUCAUUCUUAAAAUAAAGUAUUUUUCAGUU